Messenger RNA from Trichoplusia ni (cabbage looper), 659 nucleotides. It is a transcript of the gene Yippee, whose product is annotated as protein yippee-like 5. NCBI's taxonomy places the organism in Eukaryota, Metazoa, Arthropoda, Insecta, Lepidoptera, Noctuidae. The transcript has 3 exons. The record is from RefSeq and is a predicted model, not a curated record. The coding region runs from base 85 to 450 and encodes 121 amino acids.
ACGUCAGCUGAGUAUUAUUGAUCUGUCAAAUCUAUUGCUAUUGUUUGUUGUGAUUAUUUUUUUCUAACAAAGAGAUUUGAUGAAAUGGGUAAAAUAUUUCUAGAUCAUGUUGGUGGAACCCGUUUAUUUUCUUGUGCAUCGUGUGAUGUGAAUCUAACAAACCGUUCUGAACUAAUUAGUACUCGAUUUACAGGAGCUACGGGUAGAGCAUUCUUGUUCCAUAAGGUGGUGAACCUAGUGUACUCGGAGGUACAGGACCGUGUGAUGCUGACGGGCCGACACAUGGUGCGCGAUGUCUCCUGCAAGAACUGCGGCACGAAGCUGGGCUGGGUCUACGAGUUUGCUACGGAAGAAAAUCAAAGAUACAAAGAAGGCAGGGUGAUUUUGGAACGAGCCCUGGUCACCGAAAGUGAUGGCAUUGAUGAAAUCCAAGUUAACAAUGAUGACUAGACAAUGUCUUGAAUCUCAACUCUCUCUUGCAGUGCCCAUGGCCAAAUCUAACAGUUAGUGUAUAACGGUUCUAGUUUUUUUUGCAGAUGCUGUUGAAAGAAUUUAAUUCAUGCAAAAAGAAAAUAUCUGAAUCAUAAAUUCACUUUUAUGUUCUUAUUUUUGUAUUAAAAUUAAGUUUAACAAUAUAAAUUAAUACUUAAUUAAAACCA